UCCCUCAACAUCCUCUCCUCCUUCCGCCGUCGUCGCCGUCUCCCGCGUACUUUCAUCACCGUCUUUUACGCUUAACGACCGCGCACCACACAAUGUCUCGUCCUUCGCGGACGCACACAGGCCGGUUCUUCUCCGGCCUGUCGUUCCUCUUUGUUCUCUUCGUCGCACUCAUCUGCCUCUGCCCGCCAGUAAGCGCAGAUUCAGAAAAGCCUGAUUAUGGCACUGUCAUCGGUAUUGAUCUUGGUACAACGUAUUCAUGUGUUGGUGUUCACCGUGGGGGACGUGUCGAAAUUAUCGCCAACGACCAGGGUCACCGGAUAACACCAUCAUGGGUCUCUUUCACUGACGAUGAACGAUUAAUUGGUGACUCGGCAAAGAACGCAUUCCACUCCAACCCAGAAAACACCGUGUUCGACGCUAAGCGUCUCAUCGGUCGUAAAAUGGACGAGCCCGAAAUCAAGCGCGACAUCAAGCACUGGCCUUUCAAGGUCAUUGAGAAGGGUGGGAAGCCGUCGGUUCAGGUCCAAUACAAGGGUACCCCCCACGACUUCACUCCCGAGGAGAUCUCCGCCAUGGUUUUGACGAAGAUGAAGGACACCGCUGAGGCUUAUCUCGGCAAGAAGGUCACUCACGCCGUCGUCACCGUCCCAGCUUACUUCAACGACGCUCAGCGUCAGGCCACCAAGGAUGCCGGUACCAUCGCCGGUCUCCAGGUUCUCCGUAUCAUCAACGAACCUACCGCUGCCGCCAUCGCCUACGGUCUCGACAAGAAGGGUGGCGAGUCUCAGAUCAUCGUCUACGAUCUCGGUGGUGGAACUUUCGAUGUGUCUCUCCUUUCCAUCGACGACGGCGUCUUCGAGGUCCUCGCCACCGCCGGUGACACCCAUCUCGGUGGUGAAGAUUUCGACAACCGUGUCAUCGAGUACUUCACCAAGCUCUACAAGAAGAAGACCGGUACCGACGUUUCUGGCAACCUUCGCGCGCUUGGAAAGCUGAAGAGGGAGGUCGAGAAGGCCAAGAGGACGUUGUCUUCCCAGCAGAGCACGAGGAUCGAGAUUGAGAGCUUCGAGGGCGGAAACGACUUCUCCGAGACCUUGACCAGGGCCAAGUUCGAAGAGUUGAACUUGGACCUUUUCAGGAAGACGAUGAAGCCCGUCGAGCAGGUCCUUAAGGACGCCGGUGUUAAGAAGGAGGAUGUCGACGAGGUUGUCCUUGUCGGUGGUUCGACUCGUAUCCCCAAGGUCCAGCAACUCCUCAAGGAGUUCUUCGGUGGUAAGGAGCCUUCCAAGGGUAUCAACCCCGAUGAGGCCGUCGCCUACGGUGCUGCCGUCCAGGGUGGUAUCCUCUCCGGUGAGGAGGGAACCGAGGAUGUUGUCCUCGUCGAUGUCUGCCCCCUUACUCUCGGUAUUGAGACCACUGGCGGUGUUUUCACCAAGCUCAUCUCCCGUAACACCGUCAUCCCUACCCGCAAGUCCCAGAUCUUCUCGACUGCAGCCGACAACCAGCCCACGGUGUUGAUCCAGGUUUUCGAGGGUGAACGUUCGUUGACCAAGGACAACAACCUCCUCGGCAAGUUCGAGCUCUCCGGUAUUCCUCCCGCUCCCCGUGGUGUUCCUCAGAUCGAAGUCACUUUCGAGGUCAACGCCGACGGUAUCAUGAAGGUUGGCGCCGCCGACAAGGGAACUGGAAAGUCCGAGUCCAUCACCAUCACGAACGAGAAGGGUCGUCUGUCCAAGGACGAAAUCGAGCGCAUGAUCAAGGAAGCCGAAGAGUUCGCGUCCGAGGACGAAGCUCAACGCCGCCGCAUCGAAGCUCUUAACACCCUCUCUUCCUACAUCUACAACGUGAAGGGCCAACUCGGCGACCAGGAGGGCAUGGGCGGCAAGAUCUCGGACGAGGACAAGAAGACCAUCUUGUCGGUCACGAAGGAGACGACGGACUGGAUUGAUGAGAACGGGCAGAGCGCGACGGCGGAGGAGCUCGAGGAGAAGUUGAGCGAGGUCCAGGCCGUCGUGAACCCCAUCACGGCGAAGUUCUACGAGGGCAGCGCAGGAUCAAGUUACGAGCCGGGUGCAGAGGAUGAGGAGGAGCCGUUCUACUCGCACGAUGAACUGUAAUUGGUGUGUGCGUAUUUUUGAGGGGGUGCUCGGUAUGGAUUUGUUUGGGUACAUUCAAGUAAUUAGAAAGCACUCGUAUUGGUUUCUUAUUUGC
Molecule: messenger RNA, 2211 nt
Organism: Stereum hirsutum FP-91666 SS1
Lineage: Eukaryota; Fungi; Basidiomycota; Agaricomycetes; Russulales; Stereaceae
Product: heat shock protein 70
Exons: 10
Coding region: 93-2117 (674 amino acids)
Biological process (GO): cellular response to unfolded protein; endoplasmic reticulum unfolded protein response; protein refolding
Cellular component (GO): endoplasmic reticulum chaperone complex; membrane; endoplasmic reticulum lumen
Molecular function (GO): ATP-dependent protein folding chaperone; misfolded protein binding; heat shock protein binding
Source: RefSeq, a predicted model, not a curated record